This is a messenger RNA of Equus caballus (horse), 3533 nucleotides long. RefSeq names its product myelin associated oligodendrocyte basic protein (gene MOBP). The record is from RefSeq and is a predicted model, not a curated record. Gene Ontology annotation, cellular component: cortical actin cytoskeleton. NCBI's taxonomy places the organism in Eukaryota, Metazoa, Chordata, Mammalia, Perissodactyla, Equidae. Gene Ontology annotation, molecular function: actin binding; myosin binding.
CAUCAAAAACACCUUGUGUAAUGAAAAACCCGGAUAUAUAAUCUCUCCCUAUAUAUUCUCCAUGCAUUGAGGUAGCCUCAACCCCUCCAGGGACCUGGUACAGACUUGGAACUUGUUUCAUACAACACCUGCUACUUGAAGGAAAAAAAGAAGCAAAUGAUACCAAGACAAGCUCCUAACAGGGAUCUAAUCACCAGAUGUGUGCGGAUGAAAAUACAGGGCCCGGUGAGAGCAGAUGAGGCAUCUUAUGGCUGAGUCCAGCAGCGGAGGACAACACCCAGACCAGCCAUCCCUUCCCUCAUUGCCGUGAGGACUCUCAGAUUUUCCAUAUUAUGCUCACCUGGAGAUGGAAUAGAGGGAGGGUUUCUUUGGAUACUGCUGACCAUCUCCUCCUGCAAAUUUGGAAAUUUCUCUUCUAAGAGGCUGCUUCUCCUCCUGCCUCUCUGACUGCCCCUGCUGCUCCUUCUUCCCUGGCCCCUCUACCUGAAGCUUGAAGUGAGAUGAGUCAGAAAACGGGUAAGGAGGGUCCCAGACUCUCCAAGAACCAGAAGUUUUCCGAGCACUUCGUCAUACGUUGCUGCCCACCAUUCACCUUCCUCAACUCCAAACGUGAGAUCGUGGAUCGGAAAUACAGCAUCUGUCGAAGUGGCUGCUUCUACCAGAAGAAGGAAGAGGACUGGAUCUGCUGUGCCUGCCAAAAGACCAGCCCCAGCCGCCGUGCAACGUCCCCUAAGAAGCCCAAGAAACAGCCAGCGGCACCCCCCGCGGUGGUCAGAGCACCAGCCAAGCCACGGUCCCCUCCGAGGUCUGAGCGUCAGCCACGCCCCCGCCCAGAGGCCCGACCACCACCAGCCAAGCAGCGCCCCCCUCAGAAGCCCAAGCAGCAGCCGCGCAGCAGCCCCCAGAGAGGGCCAGGCACCAGCCGUGGGGGGUCCCCCAACAAAGCUUCUAGGUUCUGGUAACACCAUCUCUUCCCUUUCGUUCCCCCAGCCCUAAGAUUGAAAAGGAAAACCAAGCCAACUCCGAAGAAGAAGUGACCAGUAAGGAAUAUCAAGUGAAUGGAUGGCCUCAGCUCCUGGGCUCACUGCUUCUCGACCAACAUGCCCUUGGGCGAGUCAUCCAGCUUCGAAUAUGACCCAGGGGCAGACACCUGCGGAGGUGGCAGCUGCCAAUGCCCAUGGUCCCCACGGUGUGGGGGGCCUGCUGGGCAGCCUGCCUGGAGCAUUUUGAAGGUAUCAUCCUAUUGUCUGCUGACCUCUAUAGUUGCCAGUGAAAAAUCUGCUGUCAGUGUACUUGUCCUUCCAUUGAUUCAAGUUUCUUCAGUCUGAAGACAUAUAUCUUUCUUCAGGGAUGUGCCAAAAAAAGAUAUCGUUGUACAACCAUCAUCAUGGCAAAAAUUAAAAAUUAUCAAGUGUUGGCAAGGAUAUGGGGAAAAGUCUCAUAAGCUACCGAUAGAAAUUUGUAAACUAUUACAACACCUUUGGGGUGAAAUUGAGGGAUAUGUGCAAAGCAGGAUAUUGUAUAACCUAUGAUCAAGCAAUUACGAUUUCAGGCACCCACCUGAGAGAAAACUGGCAUUCAUUGAAAAAGGAGAUACAUAUACAUAUGUUCAGUGAAGCACUGUAUCUCAUUGAAAAAAAGAGAGAAAGAGAAAGAAAUUAAUCAAAAUGUCCACCAAUAGGAGAACGAGUGAAUCAAUAAAUGCACAUUCAUAAACAAAAUCCUAAACAGCAGUUAAAAUAAAUGAAUCAGAUACACCCAGAUGAGGGAGAUACAUUUGGGGGAAAAAAUUAGGAAUACAAAAAGCAAAUAGUAGAUGGUAAAUGCAAUAUGAUGCCCUAUGCGUAGAUUUUAAUAACCCACAAAAGUAUAAUUGCCCAAUAAGCAGAAACUGUAAGAUCUCACACUCUCUGAAUACUGCAAUAGAAUUUAAAAAGACAACAAAAUAAAAGGCUAUCCAAGAAAUAUCUGUCCUCUUGGAAAUCAAAAAUAUUUGAAAUAAUUCCUGGCUUGAAGAAAUAACAGAAAUUAAAAGUGCUAUAGAAAUGGUCAACACUAUUAGCCAGACACAAAUGUUUUUGGAGAGAUAAGUGGGAGGCUGAUGAUAAGCCUGGGGUCUCUCCAAGGUUACAAGUCUUAGAAAACAAAAACUCUGGUUCUGAGUCAAUUUUGGAUCUGGGUUGUACUGUGGCUUCUGCAGCUUUCUGACACGGAGAAAAGGGGGAAGAGUUAGAAUUCACCCGUCCCUCACAAACUUCCUUAUUAAUAGGUAGGAAAACACAGUAGAAGAUAAUAGAAUGUUGUAGAAUGUGGAGGGAUGUAAAAUGGGCGGUGUUAGGUAGAGGGAACUCAGUGAGGGAGAGAGGGGGCAUCUGGAACAGUCUGGUGCUGGGAGCUGGCAUGGCCAAGCACAGGCAGAUGCUCCAACAAGGAAUGACCCUGUGCCCUCGAGUGAGCACAGCCAGACCCUGCCAAGUUUAAGGGGCAAGCAAAAAUAUGGGGGCAAUGCCAGAGAGAGAUCUGUUCAAGGUGUAGGGCUGGGAUGAGAGGGAAUGCCAGAGAGUAGGGAGGAAGAGUGGUAGACUCAGAUGAGAUUUAGCUCAGAAUGCCACACCCCCAGAAAGAGAAAUCAGGCCGAGUACUGUCCCAGGGCAGCUGGAGGGCAAGGCCAGAGUGUCCUGGCUUCCUCACUUGGGGAGGCCACUUCUCUGUGGAAGUGGCAAUAAAAAGGCAGGGGAAUUGAACUCCACAGAGCUUUCAGGUAGAAAUAUUUCUCCUGCCUCAAUUCAGGUGCUAAAUGAACAACAAAAUGAAGACCUCUACUAUGAACAGUUUCCAACAAUGAGAUAUCCGAGGCCAUUACAUUCCUGGGAAUAACACCAGGGGUGCCAUGACAGACUACUAGAAAGAACAAAUUAGUGGGCCAGCCCCACUCAGACCCAAUAAGGAAGCUUAAUAUUUCUUCAGCCCGUUUUAGAUUUUGGCAAAGCCAGACCCCACACUCAGAGCUUGCUAGGCUCUAUCCUCCAUAUCAUCCAGGAGAUACACAGUUACUACAGAGUGAGCAGCUGGGGAGGAGAGAGCACCGAGUGCAUUAAUUCACAUGAAAAAUUGGACAUUAGCACAGAAAUGUUAAUAAACAGAAAUCCCUGAAUUCUUUAUGUUCGUCUGUUGUGGAAAUAAAACCCUCUGGGGAUAGAUAAAAACAUGUAUGGAAAUUACUUGAAACUGAUGUACAAAUAAAUUAAUGUGCCUUGGAUAUUCUUACUAAAAUGUGCUAUAAUUCGAUUGUAUUUUUUGUCUUUUAAGGGUUGUUUCUGGGGAGCACUAUGCAGUAAAUAUUGCAGAAGUUAUAUAAAGCUCCAAAAGCUAUUCUAUGUAAAUUUCUUGAGUGUGAAUUCCCAACCAUAAUGUUUGGUAUAUUACUUUGAUAAUUCUGGAAGUUAAUUGAUUUUAUAUUCUGACAUUUUCACUGGUUUGGGGAAAACUGAUGUGUGUACCCAGAGUUGUUCUGUAAAUGCUUAACAACCGGC